AAGGCGGAACCUGCGAGAUUUAUUACAUUUAUUACAUGUACAUUACUUCCUUAAAAUCACAUAUCUCUACUUGCAACAUUAAGCUGGUCGCACUGCAUUUUCCGUUGAGAAAUGUGCCAAAUCAAACUGUUAUUCAUAAUUCUAGUUGGGGCAAAUAGCCUUCAAGUUGUUACAUCUUAUGCUGAUGGAAUGGUUCAAUCUGCAUGUGAAUCUAUGACUCCCAAGCAUGGUUCUAAUAGGCCGCAAAAUACUAUCGCACCCUAUAAAAUCGACACAAACAUCAGUUCGUCUAACCUGGAUGAAAUCAUGGUGAUCCUCAGGGCCAAUUCUGAAGCAUUCCUAGGUUUUCUGUUGGAGGCUGAAGACAGUCAAUGGCACAGACCUGUUGGCACAUUCACUCUGAUUGAUUCCGCGCAGACUCAGCUUCUAAGUUGCGGUGGACGUAAAGAUUCAGCAGUAAGCCAUACUAACAAUCACCCCAAGAAUGAAAUCAGAGUCAAAUGGAAAAGGCCAAAGGAUGGAAACUAUACAUUCAGAGCCACGUUUGUUCAACAAUACAGUAAAUUCUGGGUUGACGAGCUCCGUGAUCCUGUAACUACCACCUCUCCAACUACCAUUACUUCUGUGACUACCGUCAAAUCUACAGUAACUGGAACGACAUCUCGACCUGAACAACGUGUGGGUUAUAAGGAGAGCACAGCAACAGAGUUGGUGAAUCUCGCAAUCCCGCUCACGUAUGGCUGUCUAACAAAAAUGGCAUUCUACUCCCACAGUGGGCUUUGGUUUCGGGUUCAUGUGUCCCUGAUGUCACUUUUUGCCAUUGGGAAUAUCAUAGCACUUGUUUUAGUGUUUGUAGACGGCUGGAUGACAGAGGCGCAUCCAGUAUUGGUCUGUGUAGUGACAGUCCUGACUUUUAUCCAAAUUGUUGUCACUUUCUGCCGCUGUGGACAGAGUCAUGAACUGAGGUUCAUUUUCAAUUGGUUUCACAGACUGAAUGCAUUGGCAAUUGUAUGUCUUACAGUGGCAACUGUAUUUACUGGUCUGGCUUCCAUUGAAGCCAACUCGCCCCAUCCUAUGCUUCAAAAACUGAUGGGAGGUUUGGUUGCUUGGGAGUGCCUGUUUUUCAUAUUACAACUUUUAAUGAUCUGGUGGAGAAAGACAGAUCAGAAUGACUCUUCAAAGAAAAUGACAAAUGCAUACACCAUCCUCCAUUUGGCAAUGCUGGUUGUUUUCCACAUCAGCAGUGGAGCAUUUCUGGUGGUCCUUCUCAAAAUCAUUUUCACAUCAUAAAAGUCCUACAGAGAAAUAAAUUAGAGGUCAGUUUUGUACAUGUGCUCUAUGGACAUUGUACAAUUGCCUUUGCACUAUCACUUUUACCUGCUCAUAUCAAUUAUUUCUAACAAACAGAAUUUAAAGUGAAAAUGUUUUCAAAUUGAAGAUAGCGUGGAUAAAUGUAUUGAUAUCAGAUCUGAAUCAGUAAUAUAAUAUGAAAAUAUGUUUGAUCUUUGUGUAAAUAUAUACCAUUUUAAUGUGUUUUGAAAUGUAUUUUAAAUAACUGAUUAUAUGUGAAGUGAUUUAGUAAACACUGGCUUUAACAAU
Molecule: messenger RNA, 1599 nt
Organism: Anguilla anguilla (European eel)
Lineage: Eukaryota; Metazoa; Chordata; Actinopteri; Anguilliformes; Anguillidae
Product: putative ferric-chelate reductase 1
Exons: 12
Coding region: 112-1290 (392 amino acids)
Molecular function (GO): oxidoreductase activity, acting on metal ions
Source: RefSeq, a predicted model, not a curated record